Messenger RNA from Pygocentrus nattereri (red-bellied piranha), 1399 nucleotides. RefSeq names its product tumor necrosis factor receptor superfamily member 6B-like. NCBI's taxonomy places the organism in Eukaryota, Metazoa, Chordata, Actinopteri, Characiformes, Serrasalmidae. The record is from RefSeq and is a predicted model, not a curated record. The transcript is spliced from 4 exons. Gene Ontology annotation, molecular function: electron transfer activity; heme binding; protein binding. The coding region runs from base 88 to 924 and encodes 278 amino acids.
UACGUCAGAGAGGGAGAGAGAAAUUUAAGCCCAGUAGAGAGAGAGAAGAGGCACCAAAGCAGAGAGAGAGAGAAAGAGAUCAGCACAAUGACCAUCACCGGGCUCCUUUUCGCGGCACUGCCUCUCCUUCUCUUCGUAUCAGCAAACAGACCCACGUACGAGCGUGUGUUCUCAGGUAAAAAGGUGGUCUGUGAGCGCUGUCCUCCUGGCACUCACCUGCAUGCCCACUGCACAGACACACACCCCACAGACUGUCGCCGCUGCAGCUCAGGAUUCUACACCGAGUUCUGGAACUACAUCUCUGAGUGCUUGCCCUGCAAGCUGUGCGCCCUCAACCAGGAGGAGACACAGUCAUGCAUGCCCUCCCAGAACCGGGUGUGUCAGUGCAAGGAGGGAUACUACUGGCUAUCACACUUCUGUAAGAAACACACUGUGUGUUCCGCUGGACACGGGAUCUUAAACAAAGGAACCCCAUACAAAGAUACAGAGUGUGAGACAUGCACAGAUGGUCACUAUGCAAAUGGAGCUGCAGGCAUCACACAGUGCACCCCACACACGGCCUGCCAGGGUGAUGAGAAGCUGGUGAUCCAUGGGACCGACUGGCACAACAACAUAUGCAUUACUUGCCACAACAUUACGACAAAAGGCUGGCCCACCCUCAUCAAGCCUCUCCUCUCAGAUCUGCUCGCCCAGCAGAAACAGCGCCGUCUGCAGCGCCUUUAUCGCCUUCUUAAAUUAGAUGGCACAGAUGGCACAGGUAGCAUAGGACUGCUGCACUGGCUCAAUAAGACUUCAGAACAGCAGCUGACUGACCUGCCAGCCAUUCUGAUUAGGGCAAACCUGCACAGCCUGGCUGACAACGUGGAGCAGAAAAUUAAGAGAUUCCAAGAAGAAGCCAAGUACUGUAGCAAUGACAUCAUGUAAAGAAUCGUUUUAAUACCUCUGUUUGGUUGCAGUCUGGAUGUCUGUAGCCGUUUAACUCCAGAGAUUUUACCCAUGAAGACUUCCUGGAGUCACUUCAUAUUAUAUUUUUUUGUAUUAGUUUUUGGCAGUUUUGAAAUUGAAAAUAACACAGACAAUUCAACUGGCACUGUUUCUUAAAUUCAUUGAUGUCUGUGUUGUAGUAAUGGCUGUAGCAGUGUGUGUUUACUGCAUUGUCUUUGAAAAUCUCUGUGCCUUGCAAUUGUUAUUUAUUUAUUUUUUUUUCCAUUUCAAUAAUUUAUAAAUCUGUGUAUACAUUUCAUAAUUCAGAUUUUUAUUGAAUUGAACCAUUUCUAGAUUUAGAUUAGAAGUAUCAAGUUUUAUUUUUUUAGAUUGUAUUGCACAUAAAACAUGAGCAAGCAGUUCACAUGAUCAUUUUAUUCCGCACUGUAUUAAAUUAAAUUUUUAUUUUUUUAAA